AUGGGUGUCGGCCGGAGGAAGCUGGUCCCGUUCUGGGUUCUAGCCCUGGCCCUGACUUUCUGUCAACACACAGGCCAGGCCCACCAGGACACUCUGAAAUCUGACCAUGUGCGUCACUCUGACUUCUCUUUCCUCCAAGGGCAUGAUGCUGCCCCACUCCAUGGGGUGACCAUCAUCCCACCUCUGAAGACUAUCCCUGUGGUACGAGCUCUCGGCCCAGCACACACCGGGCGAGUGUGCAGCACAUGGGGAGACUUCCAUUACAAGACCUUUGAUGGCCAAGUCUUCCGCUUCCCUGGCCUCUGCAACUAUGUGUUCUCCGCACACUGUGGAGCUGCCUAUGAGGACUUCAAUAUCCAGCUACGUCGUAGCCGGGAGUCUAAUUCCACCACUCUGAGCAGGGUCACCAUGAAGCUUGAUGGCCUGGUUGUUGAGUUGACCAAGAGCUCCGUAUUAGUCAAUAACCACCCGGUUCAGCUGCCCUUCAGCCAGUCUGGGGUCCUCAUUGAGCUCAGCAGUAGCUACCUGAAGGUGGUGGCCAGGCUGGGCCUGGUCUUCAUGUGGAAUGACGAUGACAGUCUCCUGCUGGAGUUGGACACCAAAUACACCAACAAGACUUGUGGUCUCUGUGGAGACUUCAAUGGCAGCCCCGAGUCCAGCGAGUUCCUCUCCCACAAUGUCAGACUGACACCCCUUGAAUUUGGGAACCUCCAGAAGUUGGAUGGCCCCACAGAGCAGUGCCAUGACCCCCUCCCUGUGCCCCAGAAGAACUGCUCCAUCAGAUAUGGCAUCUGUGAAGAGAUCCUGAAAAGCCAGCUGUUCUCAGACUGCUCGGCCCUGGUGGACAUCAGCAGCUACCUGGAGGCUUGCCGGCAGGACCUCUGUCUCUGUGAGAGCCCUGACCUGUCCAGCUGCAUCUGCCAUACCCUGGCUGAGUACUCCCGGCAGUGUGCCCACGCUGGAGGACAGCCCCAGGACUGGCGGGGUCCCAACCUCUGCUCUCAGACCUGCCCCCUCAACAUGCAACACCAGGAAUGCGGCUCACCCUGCGUGGACACCUGCUCCAACCCCCAGCGCUCCCAGGCCUGUGAGGACCACUGUGUUGCUGGCUGCUUCUGUCCUAAAGGGAUGGUAUUUGAUGACAUCAGCCAGACUGGCUGUGUCCCUGUGUCCCAGUGUGCCUGUCUAUAUAAUGGGACAUCUUAUGCACCGGGUACCAACUACUCAACUGACUGCACCAACACAUGCUCUGGAGGUCGGUGGAGCUGCCAAGAGGUCCCUUGCCCUGGCACCUGCUCAGUGUUGGGAGGUUCCCACUUCUCCACAUUUGAUGAAAGGCAAUACACAGUGCACGGGGACUGCAGCUACGUGCUGAGCAAGCCCUGUGACAGCAAUAUCUUCACUGUGCUGGCCGAGCUUCGAAAGUGUGGACUGACAGACAGCGAGACUUGUCUGAAGAGUGUGACACUGAGCCUGGGUGGGGGUCAGACGGUCGUCACGGUGAAAGCCACUGGAGAGGUCUUUGUGAACCAGAUUUAUACCCAACUGCCAGUGUCUACAGCCAAUGUUACCCUCUUCCGGCCAUCAACCUUCUUCAUCAUUGCCCAGACCAAUCUGGGGCUGCAGCUUGAGAUCCAGCUGGUGCCCAUCAUGCAAGUGUUUGUGCGACUGGCACCUGUGCUCCGGGGUCUGACCUGCGGGCUCUGUGGGAAUUUCAACAGUAUCCAGGCCGAUGACUUCCAGACCAUCAGUGGGGUUGUGGAGGGCACAGCAGCUGCCUUCUUCAACACCUUCAAGACCCAGGCGGCUUGUCCUAAUGUCAGGAAUAUCUUUGAGGACCCCUGCUCGCUCAGCGUGGAGAAUGAGAAGUAUGCCCAGCACUGGUGUUCUCAGCUGACUGAUGCCAGUGGCCCAUUUUCCCAGUGCCACACCACCGUGAACCCCAGCACCUACUUCUCGAACUGCAUGUUUGACACGUGCAACUGUGAGAAGAGUGAGGACUGCAUGUGUGCCGCCCUGUCUUCCUAUGUGCAUGCUUGUGCCGCCAAAGGCGUGCUGCUCAGUGAUUGGAGAGAUGGCGUCUGCACAAAGGCUACAACUACCUGCCCCAAGUCGAUGACCUACCAAUACCACAUCAGCACCUGCCAGCCCACCUGCCGUGCUCUGAAUGAGGAAGAUGUCACCUGCCAUGUCAACUUCGUCCCUGUAGAUGGUUGCACCUGCCCUGCAGGCACCUUCUUGGAUGAUUCGGGCAAAUGUGUGCAGGCCACCAGCUGUCCCUGCUACCACAGGGGAUCCAUAGUCCCCAACGGCGAGUCUGUUCAUGACAGUGGGGCCAUUUGCACCUGCACCCAGGGAACACUGACCUGCAUCGGAGGUCCUGCCCCGACUCCAGUGUGUGAUGCACCCAUGAUCUAUUUUGACUGUCACAAUGCUACACUGGGGGACACUGGAGCUGGAUGUCAGAAGAGCUGUCACACCCUGGACAUGACCUGUUACAUCUCUGAAUGCGUGCCUGGCUGUGUCUGCCCUGAUGGGUUGGUGGCAGAUGGUAAUGGAGGCUGUGUUGUUGCCGAGGACUGUCCCUGUGUGCACAACGAGGCCACUUACAGGCCUGGAGAGACCAUCCGAGUGGGCUGCAACAACUGCACCUGUGAGAACAGGAUGUGGAGGUGCACAGACAAGCCCUGUCUGGCCACCUGUGCUGUGUAUGGGGAUGGCCACUACCUCACUUUCGAUGGGCAGCGCUACAGCUUCAGUGGGAACUGCGAAUACACGCUGCUGCAGGACCACUGUGGUGGGAACGGCAGCUCCCAGGAUGCCUUUCGUGUUGUUACCGAGAACAUCCCCUGUGGUACUACGGGAACCACCUGCUCCAAGGACAUCAAGAUCUUCCUGAGGAACUAUGAGCUGAAGCUGAGUGACGGGAAGGUGGAGGUGGUCCAGAAGGACGUGGGGCAGGAGCCCCCCUACUAUGUCCACCAGAUGGGCAUCUACCUGGUGGUGGAAACGGACGUUGGACUGGUGCUUCUGUGGGACAGGAAGACCAGCAUCUUUCUCAGACUCAGCCCUGAGUUCAAGGGCAAGGUCUGUGGCCUGUGUGGGAAUUUUGACGACAAUGCCAUCAAUGACUUCACCACGCGCAGCCAGUCUGUGGUGGGUGAUGUGCUGGAGUUUGGAAAUAGCUGGAAGUUCUCCCCAUCCUGCCCGGAUGCCCUGGUGCCCAAGGAUCCCUGCACUGCCAACCCUUACCGCAAGUCCUGGGCCCAAAAGCAAUGCAGCAUCAUCAACAGUGAAACCUUCACCGCCUGCCAUGCCCAUGUGGAGCCUGCCAAGUACUAUGAAGCCUGUGUGAGUGACGCAUGUGCCUGUGACUCAGGAGGUGACUGCGAGUGUUUCUGCACCGCUGUGGCCGCCUAUGCCCAGGCCUGCCAUGAAGUGGGAGUGUGUGUGUCCUGGAGAACACCAGACAUCUGCCCGCUAUUCUGUGACUACUACAACCCAGAGGGUCAGUGUGAGUGGCACUACCAGCCAUGUGGGGCCCCCUGCAUGCGCACCUGCCAGAACCCUAGUGGACACUGCCUACAUGAUCUGCAUGGCCUUGAAGGCUGCUACCCCAAGUGCCCACCAACAGCCCCCAUCUUUGAUGAGCGUAAGAUGCAGUGUGUAUCCAAUUGUAUCCCUUUGCCUCCACCACUGCCUCCCUGCCGUAUCAAUGGAAAGUUGUACCGACUAGGUGCGAAAGUACCUUCAGACAAGAACUGCCAUUCCUGCAUUUGCACGGAAAAUGGUGUGAGCUGUAGCUAUGAUGCUUCUGCCUGUGUCUGUACCUACAAUGGGCAACACUUCCAUUCUGGGGAAAUCAUCUACCACACAACCGACGGCACGGGAGGCUGCAUCUCUGCAUACUGCAGGGCCAACGGGACCAUCGAAAGGAACGUCGACACCUGCAGCCCCACCACUCCCAUGCCCCCGACCACUUUCUCCUUCUCCACGCCAGUGGUCAUGACUUCAAUGCCACCCUCCAGCACACAGACCAGCUCUCCGAGUAUAGUGUACACAGGGCCCCCAAGCACAGCUACAUCGACAACAAGCAGCAUGUUGUCUGUGAAGACGCCUGCCACAGCCUCCACUUUGACCACAUCUACUAUGACCUCCACCUUAACCAUGCCAGGGUGCCAGGAGGAGUGCGUCUGGUCUCCCUGGAUGGAUGUCAGCCGUCCUGGACGUGGUAUUGACAGUGGUGACUUUGACACUCUGGAGAACCUCCGUGCCCAUGGCUACCAGAUCUGCCGAGUACCAAGGGCAGUGGAGUGCCGUGCAGAGGAUGCCCCUGAGGUACCACUUCAUGCACUAGGGCAGCGUGUGGAGUGCAGUACAACUGUUGGGCUGACAUGUCACAACAAGGAUCAGGUGUCAGAGCUCUGUGAAAACUACCAGAUCAGAAUUGAGUGCUGUACCCCCAUCAGCUGUCCAACCUCUAGUGGUCCAAGCCAGAGCACACAAUUGAUAACCUCUAGGACAACUACAAAGGGGCCCACAACCUCCGUAGCCCCUGUCACCUCAACUGACCACACAGACAGCACAGUUAUCCCAGGUCCCUCUACCCAUGCUCUGAGUCCUUUCCCCUCUCCCUCACAUCCUUUCUCAUCAGCUCCAAGUCCAUCUACGUCUGCCCCCAUUGGUUCUACCACAGUGAAAACAACUCUGUCCACUACUAGCCCAAUUCCAGAGCCAACUUCAGCCACAUGGUCCAUCCCAACCUCAGGGUCCACCAUAGCCUCUUUUGAGACUACCCAUGAAUGCAAACGGGAACUUUGCAGUUGGACUGAUUGGAUAGAUGGCAGCUACCCUGGGCCUGACAGAAACAGUGGAGAUUUUGACACUUUUGAAAACCUGAGAUCCAAAGGAUACAAGUUCUGUGAGAAGCCACAAAAUGUUCGGUGUAGGGCUCAGUUCUUUCCCAACACACCUCUGGAGGAGCUGGGGCAGAAUGUGACCUGCAACCCAGAGGAAGGGUUGCUCUGUUUGAACAAGAACCAGCUCCCACCCAUUUGUUAUAACUAUGAGAUCCAGAUAGAGUGCUGCACAGUAGUGGACGUGUGCUCCAUGACAUCGGCUACCACACAUUCUACCUCACAUGAAGUAAGCACAGAAACAAAGACCCCUUGGACCACAAGCUCGCACUCAUCUCCCACCAAAGAAACCAGUACUCUUUCAGCAACCAUACACCCAAAGACCUGGGCAACAGGCAGUUCACACACAAUCACCACACCAGUGUCUUCCCACUGCCAGCUACAGUGCAACUGGACCAAGUGGUUUGACACUGACUUCCCGGUGCCCGGGCCACAUGGAGGAGACCUGGAAACCUACAGCAACAUCCUAAGGAUGGGAGAGAAGAUCUGUCACGAGAUCACACAGCUGGAGUGCAGGGCUGAGAACCACCCUGAGGUGAGGGUGGAGGACCUGGGUCAGGUGGUGCAGUGUGACCCCACUAUUGGCCUGGUGUGCAGGAACCGGGACCAGCAGGACAUGUCUGGCAUGUGCCUCAACUACGAGGUGCGAGUGCUCUGCUGUCGUCUUCCUGAAGACUGCCAAAUCACCACACGGGCCUCGCUGUCCAGCACCCCAGGUGACACUGUCACCAGCUCAUCUCCUGGCAUGACAUCUGUGCAUACAGCAGUCAGUCCAUCCAUGUCCCCAACCAGGACAACCAUUGUGGAGACUACAGCCAGCACCAUGUCCACCAGGACCACAUCUGUGCAGACAGCCAGCACCAUGUCUACCAGGGACACCAGGGACACCAGGAGCACGUCUGUGCAGACGGCCAGCACCAUGUCCACCAGAGACACCAGGACCACCUCUGGGCAGACAGCCAGCACCACCUACAAACCCCAACCCAGCUCUCCAUCUAUCGAAAAACUGAGCACCACCCUCCAAACCCAGACCAGCUCAGCAUCUACAGAAAAAUCCAGAACCACAUCUGUGCAGACAGCCAGCACGACUUUCAUGGGAAAAACCAGUGUCACAUCUGUGCCUGGAACCAGAGUCACCUCUGCUCCUCUCAGCACCACAGGCCCAGGGCCUCAUUCUGGGACGACUUCCUCCACAGUGGCCACCCACUGCCAGCUACAGUGCAACUGGACCAAGUGGUUUGACACUGACUUCCCGGUGCCCGGGCCACAUGGAGGGGACCUGGAAACCUACAGCAACAUCCUGAGGACGGGAGAGAAGAUCUGUCACCAGCCAGAGGAGAUCACACAGCUGGAGUGCAGGGCUGAGAACCACCCUGAGGUGAGGGUGGAGGACCUGGGUCAGGUGGUGCAGUGUGACCCCACUAUUGGCCUGGUGUGCAGGAACCGGGACCAGCAGGACAUGUCUGGCAUGUGCCUCAACUACGAGGUGCGAGUGCUCUGCUGUCGUCUUCCUGAAGACUGCCAAAUCACCACACGGGCCUCGCUGUCCAGCACCCCAGGUGACACUGUCACCAGCUCAUCUCCUGGCAUGACAUCUGUGCAUACAGCAGUCAGCACAUCCAUGUCCCCAACAAGGACAACUAUUGUGGAGACCGUCAGCACCACCUCCACACCGCAAACCAGCUCAGUCUCUGGGCAGACAGCCAGCACCAUGUCCACCAAGGACACCAGGGACACCAGGACCACCUCUGUGCAGACAGCCAGCACCAUGUCCACCAAGGACACCAGGGACACCAGGACCACCUCUCUGCAGACAGCCAGCACCAUGUCCACCAAGGACACCAGCACCAUCACUGAGAAGACAGCCAAUACCACCUACAUAACCCAAACCAGCUCUCCCUCUACCAGAAAACUGAGCACCACCCUCAAAACCCAGACCAUGUCCCCAACCAGGACAACCAUUGUGGAGACCAUCAGCACCACCUCCACUCCAAAAACUGACUCAAUCUCUGGGCAGACAGCCAGCACCAUGUCCACCAGGACCACAUCUACCAGCUCAACCUCUACAGAAAAAUCCAGAACCACCUCUGGGCAGCCAGCCAGCACCAUGUCCACUGGGGACACCAGGGACACCAGGACCACCUCUGAGCAAACAGGCAGCACCACAUCCAUGCAUAAUUCCAAACAAACCUCUGGGCAGCCAGCCAGAACCAUGUCCACCAGGGGCACCAGCACCAUCUCUGAGAAAACAGCCAGUACCACCUACAAACCCCAAACCAGCUCUCCCUCUACCGGAAAACUGAGCACCACCCUCAAAACCCAGACUAGCUCAGCAUCUACAGAAAAAUCCAGGACCACCUCUGGGCAGACAGCCAGCACCACCUACAAACCCCAACCCAGCUCUCCAUCUAUCGAAAAACUGAGCACCACCCUCCAAACCCAGACCAGCUCAGCAUCUACAGAAAAAUCCAGAACCACAUCUGUGCAGACAGCCAGCACGACUUUCAUGGGAAAAACCAGUGUCACAUCUGUGCCUGGAACCAGAGUCACCUCUGCUCCUCUCAGCACCACAGGCCCAGGGCCUCAUUCUGGGACGACUUCCUCCACAGUGGCCACCCACUGCCAGCUACAGUGCAACUGGACCAAGUGGUUUGACACUGACUUCCCGGUGCCCGGGCCACAUGGAGGGGACCUGGAAACCUACAGCAACAUCCUGAGGACGGGAGAGAAGAUCUGUCACCAGCCAGAGGAGAUCACACAGCUGGAGUGUAGGGCUGAGAACCACCCUGAGGUGAGGGUGGAGGACCUGGGUCAGGUGGUGCAGUGUGACCCCACUAUUGGCCUGGUGUGCAGGAACCGGGACCAGCAGGACAUGUCUGGCAUGUGCCUCAACUACGAGGUGCGAGUGCUCUGCUGUCGUCUUCCUGAAGACUGCCAAAUCACCACACGGGCCUCGCUGUCCAGCACCCCAGGUGACACUGUCACCAGCUCAUCUCCUGGCAUGACAUCUGUGCAUACAGCAGUCAGUACAUCCAUGUCCCCAACCAGGACAACCAUUGUGGAGACCAUCAGCACCACCUCCACACCAAAAACCAGCUCAGUCUCUGGGCAGACAGCCAGCACCAUGUCCACCAAGGAUACCAGGGACACCAGGACUACCUCUCUGCAGACAGCCAGCACCAUGUCCACCAAGGACACCAGGGACACCAGGACCUCCUCUACAACCAGCAUCACGACCACCAGGCGCCCCUCUAGACCCCGGACUACGCAGACAACCAGCAUCACGACCACCAGGCGCCCCUCUAGACCCCGGACUACGCAGACAACCAGCAUCACGACCACCAGGCGCCCCUCUAGACCCCGGACUACACAGACAACCAGCAUCACGACCACCAGGCGCCCUUCUAGAACCCCAUCUGUGCAGGUAGUCAGCACCACGACCAUCAGGCGCCCCUCCAGAACCCAGUCUUCGCAGACAGCCAGCACCAUGUCCCCCAGGGGCAUGAGAACCACUUAUGGGCAGACAGUCAGCACAACAUUCAUGGAAAAAACCAGCGCUUUCUCUGUGCCUGGAACCACAGCCACCUCUGCUCCUCUCAGCACCACAGGCCCCGGGCCUCAUUCUGGGACGACUUCCUCCACAGUGGCCACCCACUGCCAGCUACAGUGCAACUGGACCAAGUGGUUUGACACUGACUUCCCGGUGCCCGGGCCACAUGGAGGGGACCUGGAAACCUACAGCAACAUCCUGAGGACGGGAGAGAAGAUCUGUCAUCAGCCAGAGGAGAUCACACAGCUGGAGUGCAGGGCUGAGAACCACCCUGAGGUGAGGGUGGAGGACCUGGGUCAGGUGGUGCAGUGUGACCCCACUAUUGGCCUGGUGUGCAGGAACCGGGACCAGCAGGACAUGUCUGGGAUGUGCCUCAACUACGAGGUUCGAGUGCUGUGCUGUCGUCUUCCUGAAGGCUGCCCUGUGACCUAUGGGACUCCUCCUGUGACAUCAUCUCACAAGCCUUCAUUUCCAGUUGUGUCCACCCCAUCUGUGCCGUCAACCUCAUUGUCCAGCCCUAGGGUACACUCUGCCCUCCCUUGUUUGUGCAACGUCUCAGGCCGUCUAUACUCUAUUGGAUCGAUCAUCUACAACCAGACAGAUCUUGAUGGCCACUGUUACUAUGCAUUGUGCAGCCAGGACUGCCAGGUGGUUAGAGGGGUUAGUCAGGACUGCCCCUCCACCAUGCCACCGCCUACCCCUGCUGCUUCCACCUCUGCGUCUACCAUCACACCUGUCACUGCGUGGGAUAGGUGCAAUGUGUUUCCUCCAAAAAUGAAAGGGGAGACCUGGCCCAUGCCUAAUUGCUCCCAAGCCACCUGUGAGGGCAACAAUGUCAUUUCCCUGAGCCCACGCCAGUGCCCAGAGGUGAAGGCACCAUCUUGUGCCAACGGCUACCCACCCCUGAAGGUGGAUGACCAGGACAGUUGCUGCCAGCACUACCAAUGCCAGUGUGUCUGCAGCGGCUGGGGUGAUCCCCACUACAUCACGUUUGACGGCACCUACUACACUUUUCUUGAUAACUGCACAUACGUGCUGGUGCAACAGAUCGUGCCUGUGUUUGGACACUUCCGUGUGCUCAUUGACAACUACUUCUGUGACCUGGGAGACAGUGUUUCCUGCCCACAGUCCAUCAUUGUGGAGUACCACCAGGACCGUGUGGUGCUGACCCGCAGGCCAGUUGGCGGGAUCAUGACCAACCAGAUCAUCUUCAACGACAAGGUAGUCAGUCCUGGAUUCCAGCAGAAUGGCAUUGUUGUGUCCCGUGUGGGUAUCAAGAUGUAUGUCACCAUCCAGGAGAUUGGCGUCCAGGUCAUGUUCUCAGGCCUCAUCUUCUCUGUCGAGGUGCCCUUCAACCUCUUUGCCAACAACACAGAGGGCCAAUGUGGCACUUGCACCAAUGACAAGAAGGAUGACUGCCGCCUGCCUGGAGGGGCAAUGACCUCUUGUUCUGAUAUGGCCCCCCACUGGAAGGUGCCCAACCAGCCUUCAUGCCAAGGGCCUCCUCCAACAUCAAUUUCAGUGGUACCCAGUCCUUCACCGACCCCAUGCCCACCGUCACCAAUCUGUCAGCUCAUCCUAAGCAAAGUCUUCCAGUCCUGCCACGACAUUGUCCCUCCACUACCAUUCUAUAAAGGAUGCUUAUUUGACUACUGCCAUGGGUUGGGCUUGGAGGUGGUGUGCUCAGGCCUAGAGCUCUAUGCAUCACUCUGUGCGGCCAAAGGCCGGUGCAUCCCCUGGAGAAGCCAGACCAACAACUCCUGUCCAUUCACCUGCCCUGAUAACAAAGUAUACCAGCCAUGUGGCCCAACCAACCCUCACUACUGCUAUGGGAAUGAUGACAUCAGCACCAGCUUAACCCUUCAAGAAGCUGGCCCCUUCACAGAGGGCUGCUUCUGUCCAGAUGACACCACACUUUUCAGUACUAAUGAUUCAAUCUGCGUGCCUUCCUGCCAAUGGUGCCUGGGUCCUCAUGGAGAACCUGUAGAGCCGGGCCACACCAUCAGCUUCAACUGCCAGGACUGCAUCUGCAAGGAGGGCACGCUGACCUGCCAAAGGAAGAGCUGUCCCCAGACCACCUGCCUGGAGCCUGGCUUUGUGCCGGUGCCUGAAGCCCUGGAGGCUGGCCAGUGUUGUCCCCGGUUCAGCUGUGUUUGCAACUCCAGCCACUGCCCUCCUCCUCUGCACUGCCCAAACAAUUCUAGCCUGAUGGUCACAUACAAGGAGGGAGCUUGCUGUCCAAGCCAAAACUGCAUCGGUCGGAAGGGCUGUGAAUUCAACGGGACCCUCUAUCAGCCUGGUGAUGUGGUCUCCUCCAGCCUAUGUGAAACAUGCUUGUGUCAGGCGCCCAGCAAUCCCCAUUCAGAUGUUUUUGUGAUCAGCUGUGAGACGGAGCUCUGCAACACCCUAUGCCCUACGGGCUUUGAGUACCAGGAUGAACCAGGACAGUGUUGUGGCCGGUGUGUGCAGAAGGGCUGCACCUUUAAAAACAGCAACAGCUCUGUCUACUACUACCCUCCUGGUGAGUCCUGGCCAGAACCUGGGGACCCCUGUGUGACUCAUAAGUGUGAGAAGCUCCAAGAUGUAUUCAUAGUUGUGACAACGAAGAGGGAGUGCCCCAAGAUCAACUGUCCACAGGGCCAGGUUCAGCUGAGAGAAGAUGGUUGCUGCCAUGACUGUCUCAUCACCCAGCAGAAAUGCACGGUUCAUCAAAGACAGCAGAUCAUCCAUCAGCAGAACUGCAGCUCCGAGGGACCAGUGAGCCUCUCCUACUGCCAGGGCAACUGCGGGGACAGCACAUCCAUGUACUCCCUGGAGGCCAACACAGUGGAGCAUAAGUGUGAGUGCUGCCAGGAGCUGCAAACCUCACAGAGGAAUGUGACUCUACACUGUGAUGAUGGCUCAAGUCGCACCUACAGCUACACCCAGGUUGAAAAGUGUGGCUGCCUGGGCCAGCGGUGCCAUGCUCUAGGUAACACAAGCUACUCAGAGUCCUCAGAAUCUGAGUUCAAGUCUAAGGAAAGUAAAGAACAUGGCCAGAAGUUGGCAUUCGGGGCCAGCAAGGAGGUGCCUGGGCCUUUCCAGUAA
Molecule: messenger RNA, 11553 nt
Organism: Cricetulus griseus (Chinese hamster)
Lineage: Eukaryota; Metazoa; Chordata; Mammalia; Rodentia; Cricetidae
Source: RefSeq, a predicted model, not a curated record